Girardinichthys multiradiatus is the source of this 8822-nucleotide messenger RNA. RefSeq names its product Translocating chain-associated membrane protein 1-like 1-like. The transcript is spliced from 11 exons. Gene Ontology annotation, cellular component: endoplasmic reticulum membrane. Gene Ontology annotation, biological process: SRP-dependent cotranslational protein targeting to membrane, translocation; protein insertion into ER membrane. The record is from RefSeq and is a predicted model, not a curated record. NCBI's taxonomy places the organism in Eukaryota, Metazoa, Chordata, Actinopteri, Cyprinodontiformes, Goodeidae. The coding region runs from base 550 to 1665 and encodes 371 amino acids.
GUCUGUUUUGUUUUUGUAUGAGUAGAACCGGACAUAAUUUAUCUGCAAAUCUAAAAACAUUGACUCUGAAAGCUUAAACUGGCGAGUUUUAAGCUGAACCCUACAGCUGUUCGGGGAACAGCCUUUGGGGAACUAUACAUUUGAAAUCGUGGCCGUUGUCAAAUACAGUAAAAUCUCAAAAACGAUCGUCAUCUCACUUUCAAAAAUACUUGAGCACAGGACGUGUACGUGAGGUACGUGAAGGCAUCACGGGGCAGGGUUCUCCUUCUACGUCAACGACGCUGGGCGGUUCAUGAAUGGGGCUCUGAAGUGGGAGGGCCCGUCAUCUGACUUUAGCAGGCAGGAGGAAAAAAGUGGGUGUUGUGCUUUGCUGUGAAGCUCCUUCAUGACUGUUUUUAAACAGCUGAGCAACGAGCGGUUGUCUGUGUUUGCGGAUUGUAGCGGAGGGAUCUUCACCCAACAGGGCCAGCAUCCUUUGGCUGAGACGUACAGGUCAGCGGCCACAAGCAGCAGCGGAACCAGAGGGAGGCUGAGUCGUGUCGUUGAGCCAUGGGGUUCCGCAAGAAGAACAAGAGUCCGCCGGUUCUGAGCCACGAGUUUGUUAUCCAGAAUCACGCCGACAUGGUUUCCUGUUUGGCCAUGAUCAUCCUCCUCGGCCUAAUGUUUGAGGUCACGGCAAAGUUUGCCAUCAUGUUCAUCACAGUCCAGUACAAUGUAACUCAAGUUCCUGAUGAGAAAAGCGAGCCAGUUAACCUUUACCAGUAUGGCCCUAAAGAUGUGGCCACAGUGUUUUUCUACUUGCUCAUAGCGGUCAUCCUUCACGCAUUGAUUCAAGAAUAUAUUCUCGAUAAAAUUAACCGGAGGUUGCAUCUGUCGAAAACCAAACACAGCAAGUUUAAUGAGUCUGGCCAGCUGGCAGCGUUCUACCUGUUCUCCUUUAUCUGGGGCUGCAGCAUCCUAACAGCGGAGGAGUUUGCAACAAAUCCCACUUUCUUAUGGGAGGGGUACCCACACACUAACAUGGUUUUUCAGGUCAAAUUCUUCUACAUUUGCCAAAUUGCCUAUUGGCUCCAUGCACUUCCUGAACUGUACUUUCAAAAAGUACGAAAGGAAGACAUCCCCCGCCAGCUUUAUUACAUUUGCCUUUAUGUUGUCCACAUCACUGGUGCCUAUAUCUUAAACCUCCACCGACUCGGCCUCGUGCUUCUGGUCCCUCACUACCUGGUCGAACUUUUGUUCCACGCUUCACGCCUCUUCUACUUCAGUGACGAGAACAAGCAAAAAGGCUUCACUUUGUGGGCGCUGCUUUUCGUUAUUGCCCGCCUCCUCACCCUCACGCUCUCAGUGCUGACAUUUGGUUUUGGCCUGCCCCGUACGGAAAAUCAGGGUUUUUCCUUGGGAAACGGCAACUUUAAUGUCCUCACCAUAAGGAUGACCUGUCUAGCAGCCAUCUGUCUGACGCAGGCUUGGAUGAUGUGGAAGUUCAUUAAUUUCCAGUUAAAAAAAUGGAGAGAGCACAGCCAGAACCAAGCUUCAAAGAAGAAGACUGUGAGCCCGAAGAGCAAGCCUCAUAAAAGAGAAACUACAAGGGGAGGAGCUGCCAAUGGGGUGGUCAAGUCUGAGGAUAAAAUGUCACCACGAGCAAGAAAAUCCAAAGCUUCCUAAAGCUGGACGAGUGAGAAAAUAAUUUCUGACAAUAUGACACUACAGGUGGUUUGGGGCUGCAGGAGUUUUUUCAUAGUUCUAAUAACAGUUUCAGGUGGAUUCCUUUAUUUGUUUGCCUUUGCGCUGUAGGAACCGUGACCUGUUUGCAGUUAUGAGAGCUGUCUUUAUUGGGUGUUUUUAAGAUCCUGCAUCAGAAUAUGAGCUUUCUUUGUGCGAUAGAAACCCCUGAGCCGCAUGCAGGGAUGUGAGUGGCCCAGUUACAAAUGGAUUGGUGGAGCAAGAUGGUCACUUGGCCAUUGUCUCUCAGAUUUUAAGAACACAUUCAGACUGUACACUACAGCUUAAUGUGUUUAUGGAAAAGAUUUAAUAACAUUCAUCAAAAUGAAACAAAACACAGAAGUGAAGACCAUGCCUACCUGAGUCUAUAAAAGGAUUGUUUGCACAAUUCUUACAGAAAAUGUAAAUUUAGAAAAUUAAAAUCCAAAUACUCAAAGUAUUAAAAGAGUAACAAGGGGUCAAAUUUAUUUUUAAAGUAGCUCCUUUUAGAGGGAACUCACAGUGGACUGUUGAAUCUCAUUUCCUAGGGUUGUCCCAACCCCUAACCCUAUCUGUUGGCACCUAAGUCAGGUAGGGGUAAAAUAUCACAGAGAGAGAGGACAUUCUGUCAAAAAAAAGUGCUAUUCUAUCAGUUCUGUCUUUACAUUGUUUAUUUUCCACAUUUGUUGUGUAAACAGUUAUCAAUCCUGCAGCAUACAUUAUUUUUAUGUUAAAGAAGAACUAAGCUUAUCAAUUGUUCGCUAAUGAGAAAAUAAUCUACUUUAAUUUAUUUUAAAGAUUUAGCUUUUCAAUGAUUUAUUGUUAAUAUAACAAAACUAUUUAGCAUAAAUAACUGUUUAUUGUUAACAGACUUUAAGGAUACCAAUCUUUUAAAACAAAAAAUAGCACUUUAUAAAAUUAUACAAUUAUGUAAUUACUGAGUCUAAUAUUUAUCAGUCACUAAAUGUUUUUAUCGGUCUGGUGUGACGGCGACCUACGUUCCCAGGGAAUGUUUGAUAUCUUUAACUUUAAAAGACUAGAGUUUUGAUAUAGUCGAGGAAACUAUUUAUUCAACCUGUUAAGUUUUAUGAGUUCUUAGAUCCUUAUCUGAUUUUUGACUAACUCUCAAAUACAACCAUAUGAAGUUGGGUUGUAUUCGUAAAUAAAACCAGAAUACAAUGAUUUGCAAAUGCUGCAUGCAAUUGAAUGCAAGAUAGUUACUGUUCAAACUGAUAAGUGAGUGAACCUCAUAGCAUCCUUGCUUGUGAAUGACUUUUAUACUUAAUCAUGACACUCACCUGUUUCCAGUUAACUUGUUCACCUGUGGAAUGUCUCAAACUGGUGUUUUUUGAGCAUUCCUCAACUUUCCCAGUCUUUUGUUGUUCCUGUCUCAGCUUUUUUGGAACAUGCUGCAAGUAUCAAAUUUAAAAUGAGUAAAGAUGUGCUAAAAAACAAUAGCUUAUCAGUUAGAACAUUAAAUAUUUUGUCUUUGUAGUAAAUUCAUUUGAACAGGGUUUGAAAAUCAUUGUAUUUUUUAUUUUUUUUUAUGUUUUACACAAAGUCCAAACUUCAUUGUAAUUAGGCUUGUACUAGGGACAAGAGGGGAGAAGAAAAAAUGGGGUUCAGUUCUGUCUCACUGGAAAUCUGUCAACCUUUACUUUGACAGUGGCUUUGUGUGCCAGUAACAUGGGGGUACAAAACCUUUGUAGUACAUGUCAAUUGUCCCAAAUAGGUACAUAUGAUUCAGGCAAAGAAAUCUCUCUUCAGUAUGGAGGGGACAAUAAGCUGGCAGAGCUUGCAAACUGGAAUGUCCAAAACAAUCUGACUAGUCAAGUAUGUUGUUCUCAUAAUUGUGACAUGUCUUUUUAAAGUUUUGAACUCUGAUUAUGUGUCCUUAGCUUGCCAAGCAGAAAAGUGUCUUUUCCUCUCGAAGGUCCCACUCAUGUCAGUGACAUAAAAUCAGUCACUUAAUGACGCCAUACCGUUUACGUUUCAGGCAACUUUACCAAACAGGAGACAUGUUUUUCACACAGGGCCUUAGACAAAUCCUCUAAUUUCCAUGACCCAUCAAAAUAAUAGGAUCAACAACAUAUUCAAGCAUAAAAACAACCCAUCAUUGUAAUAAUAAUCUGGCACAAUGAUUUAGAGAGAUGUAGGAUUAAGGGCUGAGAAUGAAGGGCAAAUAAAAUAGGAUUCAGCCUAUGAUACAGACAAUACGUCAGUUCAAACCCGCCUUUGUUGGUUUUAAAUCUUCUCAAAGGUUCUCCGGCAGAAGACUUAAUCGCACCUAAAAAAAAAAAAAAAAAAAAAGCUGGGUUUUCCCAAAACUUCAAAAGUACAAAUGGUAAAUGGUAAUUGGCCUGCACUUGUAUAGCACUGUAUCAAGUCCCCAGAGAUCCCAAAGGGUUUUACACUUUAAUCAGUCCUCCACCCUUUCAUACACUGACAGUGGCAAGCUGCAUUGUAGCCACAGCUGCUGUUUGGCGGACUGACAGAAGUGAGACUACCAUACAGUCGGCACCACCGAGCCAUCUGACCACCAUCAGCAGGCAAGGCGAGUGAAGUGUGUUGCCCAAGGACACAACGACUGAGACGGGUUCAAACUGGCAACCCACCAGUUACCGAACAAACCCCUGCUACUACCGCCACCAUUGACAUAAAAUAAAGAAGGGAUUAAAUUACCAGCAACUUCUAAAAUAGAUCUUAUUUCCAACUGCGCAUAAAUUAUUUAGCUCAACACACACCUGUUGUUGCGUCUUUAUUUUGGUGAAUGUUGCAAGCAUAACUUACAUUGCCACAGUGAUCAUCUGGAAACUGCUAUGCAAUCUCAGUGUUUCUCUAGCAGUGUGAACGCAAGCAAAAAAAGUCAUAAUACCUCUUACGGCUUCACUGUAUGGGAAGUUCCAAUAACUAUAAGCCCCUCAAGAGCUCUUGGAACAGUUUGGUCAAAAAAAACUUUCUUUGUAGUAUAUAAAAAUGGAUCUGCUGCUCUGUCCAGGAAAAAGGAAAAGUUUAAGCGCUCUAAGAAACCUUUUAUAUAAAUGCCCAUUUGGGGUUAAAAACCCUGUUUCUGAAAAUGUUCAGUGUUACUGUGAGCUGUGUUCAUUGUUCAUUCGGGUUUGCUGCUGAGGGUAUGUUGACCGGGCACUGCUGGUUUUGAUGCUUUAACAGGAUGGAUUUAGCUCUUUGAAGUGUCCUUUUUGUGUAAAACAGCGAUCACUUAUUGGAGUACUUUGAAAACAGAGUAUCUCUUCAGUAAUUUCACAUGGAAUCAGUUCAUAACUCCUUACAAAGCCAAAACUUGACUUCAGGGGAAUAUAAAUUGUUCAGUGUACAGGUUAACAGCACAGGGUGUCAUUUUAAGUUUUAGCCUCGUUGUUAGGCAUUCUGCUGUUUUUCAGGAAACGAUGCUAAAUGAAAUACCAGAGACAAAUAUUUGAACAGCAAGAGCUGUGCUGAACUCUGAGAACAUUUACUGCCAUUAUCUGACAGCCUCCGCCGUUGAAGUCCGAAAUGUUUCAGGAUUGAGGCAGUUUAAUAUUUCUAUCACAACUCUGGUAUUCAAACCUGGAUUGGGGGCUUGUCCGGGAUGGGAGACUCACCAAGAGUAAGCUGUAAUCUAACUUGUGAUCCUGUACUGUUUGUAUACAGUUAUAUCUUUAUAUAGGCAUGAUGGAAAUCCCGUUUGCUGAGGAUGCAUUUUGGUCUUUUCUAUGGCAAUGCAUGAUGGUUGGAGGCUAACGGCUUUUACGGCUAGGUCCAACUUGUGCGUUGAGUUUGCAUCUCUUACACACUACUACACACACAAGCAUUAAGUGGCCUUUUUUAACUACUGCUGCAAGAUAUUUCAGUUAUUAUUUUUGUCAUAAACAGCAGAUUAUUAUUUCAUAUGCUUUUAAAAGCUAUAACCAGCAAACACAGUGAUACAUAGCAACUGCAUUUACUCAGUCCUAACAAAACAAUCUUUCUUCAAGUGUCCUUACAAUGCUGAGGGUUUUAAAUCAUUCCUUCUGUUUGUGUUCUGUUUGCAUUUUUGGAACCCUUUGCUAUCAGGGGACCAAGCUAUUUGCCGCUCACACCAUAACUAACGUCCCAUGGUUCAAUGGGAGGUGUGUUUGUGAGGGACUGUUUUUUUUUGUGAGCGUGUGAACUUGUUCUUGUGCGUGUAUAGUGUUGUUUAGCACGUAAAUUAUAAAUAGGGAUGAUGGUUUAUUGCUCGUCUUGUUUAGAAAAAAAAAAGAUGCCUGUGUGCGGAGCAUGGAAAAGUGACAACCUGUUCAAUGACUCCUGCGUGUUGUUGGUUUUUUUUUCACCGCCUGUAUGACUGUUGUUAUCUUUUAUCCUUUAUGGUAGGACCUGCCUAAGGUUCCUAAAUGCUUCUGUGUGUAAAAACACUGAAUUGUAGAUAGUUGUUUGUUUUUUUCAGUUGGUGUGAUACUAAACGCUUCUGUGUUUAAUGUCUCUGCACUGCCACUUGGGGCAGGCUCUUGUCUCCCUGCCUCACCUUUUCAAUGAUCCUGGCAUUGCUUAUGCACUCUUUACAAUGAUGGAUAAAGUUUCUAAAAUGGAACCGCUGUGCACGAGAUGUCCCUUCCCAAAAGAGUCUGUGCUACCUGUGUGCUGCCAGUAAUAUAACAGACUAGGGACUGUUAUAUGAGGUUGAUAUGAGAUCAAUUGGUUAUGAUAACCUUGACAAAAAAUUCAAAACAAAUCAACACACAAAUUCAACACAAAAAUGUUAAACAUGCUCUAAAUGUUUUUAUUUAAAAAAUAAAAGCAACAAUUAUUCCUUCUACUGCUCAAGUAAUGUCAUGUUAUAGUUAUUAUUAGUGAUGUCCCAAUCUGAUACGAGUUACCUGUUCAUAGUACCCAAUGAUGGAGUUUUCAUUAUGGAGUCCCUGAUAAAACAUACAUCCUGAUAUCUAUUGUUGAUCUACUAUCUGCAGUUACACACUGUGCAUUUUGCAUGGCCAAUUUUGAAAACAAUGGCCUAUUGUCUUUCACAAGGCUUGCAGAACUAUGCUAGUUUGCAUGCAGUUAUUUGUCAAUUUAAUCUUGGAUUUCUGUUGAGCUUUGAAGCCUUUUUGACCCUUUUACAAUGGCGUUUGCAGUGAGACAGAAAUGCGGCAGCAGCUCCCUGUCAUAUGACUUGCUCUGCCUGCUCCAUUUUGGUUGAUUUAGCACAGCUCAGACACUAGGCAUUGCAUUUUACUACUUCAAAACCAAAAGGGCCAAGUCUCUGAAACAGAACAAGUUUUGUCUUCAAACAAUUAGGUGGAACUGCAUUAAAAUGUUGAGGGAAAUAAUUUCAAAACGGAGAGUCAAGAUGCAAGUAGCUUAGCUAACUACGCCAGAUCAAAACAGUGCGUCAGUAGGAGGAAGAAGUGAGUAAAUUGAAGAUUGUGUUAUUUGUUGAGGUUUUUUGUUUAAAGGAAAAUCAUUUAUUUACAGUCAAGUGAAAUAUUAAUCAUAUAGUGAAAUUCAAAUAAAAGUCUAUUUUAAAAUGCACAGAAACAGAUUUAUUGUAAUUUUAAACAGCGUCUAUUGGCUAUUUUCUUAACUUGUCCCGUCUUCCCACAUGACUAAAAUUAGAUCUGAUUGGAUCUUGUUUCCCUACAGUAUUUUAGAAUGUGAUUAAACAAUUUUUGUCAACAAAAUUACCAGCGAUCAGGACAUCCCUAAUUAUUAGUGAUAUUAUUGUCUUAAGUGCUUUUUGCACAGAAUAUCACACCUUUAACAAGGAGAGUAUAAAAAGCUGUUUAAUUGGUCAGGCCAUCUGCUCAAGUAGCAAGCCAGCUGUAGUUUCUCCAUCCUUACCUGGAAAUAUUUUUCAUCACAAAAAACCACAAACAACUGAGGAAACUGGACAGCACUAGGUGGGGCGGGGGAUACAAUAUGUUGUGCUGGAACAACCACUGAAAACUCCAGUGACUCCAGACUUUCCUUUGGCAUCUUAAUGGAAGGACUUUAAAUUAGAGCAACGGUAUAACAUGUUUUGAAAGCUUGACUUUUUAAAAUCUUGGUAUAGUUAGAUAACUAAAAAAUGACAUACGAGGAAGGAGAUUAGGGUGCAAGUUUUAGCAAUUUGGGAUUUUGAUUGCCUUUCAGAGCAAUUUAUGUGGUAUUUGUAUGGCAUUGUCAAAGGAGAAAAGGAAGAGCAGUGGAGUAAUGUACCAGCCUCUUAUUAAACUGUUUCAGAAGCAAAAUAUAUAUAUCUAAAAAAAUAUACUCUGUACUAAUUUAAUUAUGUGUCAGAUUUUUAAACUAUUUUUAUAACGGGGAGAAAACUCUUCAAAUUGACUGUUGUUCAGUAUACAUGUGAAUAUUUGUUUUGCAUCCAUGCUAUGAGUUGUUUUGAUUUUAUUUUUUUUUUUAAAUAGUAGAAUGAAGCUUGCUGAGUUACGUGUACACACAUUGUGGUAUGUGUGUAAACCUUAUCUAACCUAUUGGUUUAUGUAAAAUCAUGGCCUUACUAGUGCAAGUUGUACUCUGUUGUAUCACACUAAGCUGCAGAUGUACAUUGCAGCUUUCACAGCUACACAAUUUUUAUAGUCCCAAUGAUGCUUAGAGAUUUUUAUUGUUUGUUUGAAGCAGGAAUUCAGUAUGUGGAUUUUUCCAUGUGAAAAAUGUAAAAUUGCCUUCACACUUUGACACAAAACAUCAAGUUUAAUCUAACAAUGAUCCUCCUGUAUUUUGUUUUCCUUUUUGCAUUGUAUGCAUUAUGCACCAUAACACUGCUCACUUUAUUUAGUGAAACAUUAAUUUUACUGCAUUUUUAUCAGUGUUUAAAAACUAAAAGAGAAAAUAAAUGUAUGAGGAGCCUCUAGGUGGCAACAGUUCUUAAGUAUUGGAUAUUAAAAAAGAGCACUUGCAUUAAAGAGGCACGUUUAUUGUAUUUUCUAAACCGUAUUUAAAUGUCCCUGGUUUUAUUUUGCAGCAUCUUUAUAAUUCUUUGUAUACUUUCCUUUAAACUAUGUCACUUCUGAUCUUCUUUGAAAGUAUAUAUAUAGAUAGAUAAAAAUAUAUAUUUAUGCAAAUUGUUGCUCGUUUGUUCAUUUUACUUUGUCACUUUUUUAUUUUGUGUUUUGAAUAAAGCUUUUGUUCAUUAUCCAAAACUUGAA